This is a messenger RNA of Clunio marinus, 204 nucleotides long. Lineage: Eukaryota; Metazoa; Arthropoda; Insecta; Diptera; Chironomidae. The record is from the annotation of a GenBank genome assembly.
AUGCUUACUUCGGAGUUUGCAUUCGCAAGCUUAAAACAUAUCACCUGCCAUAUUAAUGCAAGAAAUCAGCGAUGUUUAAAAUUAAAAAAACAAAAUGCCAGGGCCCGUUCAUCAAUGCCAUCACAACAAGAUGUGCUUUGCUUCAAUAUUAAGGCACAAUUUCAUACCGAAGUAUCAAAACUUUCCCAGGUGAUAAAAGUUUAA